Messenger RNA from Colletotrichum spaethianum, 564 nucleotides. RefSeq lists its product as uncharacterized. The coding region runs from base 1 to 564 and encodes 187 amino acids. NCBI's taxonomy places the organism in Eukaryota, Fungi, Ascomycota, Sordariomycetes, Glomerellales, Glomerellaceae. The transcript has a single exon. The record is from RefSeq and is a predicted model, not a curated record.
AUGUCCUCCACCGCCCUCUCAGCAACGACCGGCACCGCCGCCUCGGCGAUCCCCUCGUCGACCUCGGUCUGCACCUCCAGCCUCUACGACACCCCCAACCAGGACCGCGUGUGCGCGAUGCCCUACGGCGGCAACCACACCGACAUCAUGUCCAACUGCUGCAAGGACGCCGACGUCGUCGCCUACUACGACAACUGCGGCCUCUACUGCCUCGCCCUCGACCAGUCCAUCAAGGACCUCCAGGACUGCCUCUUCGAGCAGGGCGCCGGCUACACCGACGUCUUCUGCCGCGACAACGGCAACGUCAACGCCAGCGCCACCGCCACCGGUAACUCCCAGCCCCCCGCGUCCGCGCAAGCGAGUGUCGUCGCCUCCGGCGGUGCCGGCAGCGGUGACGACGACAACGGCAACACGGCCAGCGGCAGCGGGAGCAGCGCCAGCUCGACCUCGUCGCCCAAUGCUGCCGCGGGCGGUCUGCACCCCCCCGCCGGCGUGAGCACCCUGGGCCUGACCAUCGGCGCGCUCCUCCUGUCCGCCGCCACAUUUGGUGCUCUCCAGAUUUAA